This is a messenger RNA of Scatophagus argus, 3996 nucleotides long. RefSeq names its product sperm associated antigen 1a (gene spag1a). NCBI's taxonomy places the organism in Eukaryota, Metazoa, Chordata, Actinopteri, Scatophagidae. Gene Ontology annotation, molecular function: protein binding. Gene Ontology annotation, biological process: axonemal dynein complex assembly. The coding region runs from base 949 to 2094 and encodes 381 amino acids. Gene Ontology annotation, cellular component: cytosol. The record is from RefSeq and is a predicted model, not a curated record. The transcript has 9 exons.
AGUUUCCUCACUAACCAUUAACCACUAUAUUUUUUUUUUUUUGAGCUGCUUUGAGAUGUUCAUGGUCUAUUCCAGUUGAAAGUGACAAAAUUAAGAGUUUUGGGUGUUUUUAUAUUUGCUAUACAGGCAUGAAAAUAGUAUUAAUAUUCUCAAUUAAUUCACAAGAAAAUAACUACAUUCAGUUCUGUUUGUGAUUUGCAAAAUGUUCGCUUAUCUGCAAAUUUCAUUAUUGGGUUUUUUAUUAUUUUCGCACUACUUUCAAAAAGUGUUAAAAUGAAUUACAAAAUAAUGCUCUUUUUACACUGCAGACAUUUUUGUGGCAUUAGAGCAGGUGUUGCUAAUGAUGGCUCGUUUUUAUUGAAGUGCUCCAGUAAUUCAUGACAGCCUAACAGUGAGCCUGCACAUGACACCAGGACACUGAAACUGGCCCUAAAUGGGAUUCAGUCAUCAUUAAUUUUAUUUUUUACAUGUCCUUUUCCUCUUUUGGCAUGUCAGUUUAUAAUUAAAUAGAAAAUAGAACAGGGGCAAGUCUCAUAUGUAUGAGGGUGUGAAAGGCAAAUCUUUGGUAAUUUCACUUGAUAAAUUCUAAAAGAGAAUAAAACAACAUAUCAACAAAAUUGGCUGCUUUUUUGUUAGUCUUUGUUUGCAUUGCAUCUUAUUUGGCCAUUUCUUAAUUUAUUAUUGUCAUAUUUCUGUCUGUAUGUUUGUGCAGCCACCAGAUCCCCUUGCUCUUAAGUCUAAUCUGAGGCUCUCCCCAUCAGAGCUGUCCUACUGCAGCACUGCAUCGCUGUGGCACUUCCCCCUUCCGUGACGUCACACACUACAUCUCAUCCAGGGGGCGUGUCCAACAGAAAUCCCCAGCCAGGCACAGAUGUAGCUGCAGAUCUGCUGAGAGGGAGAGGCAGAGAGGGAGGAAGAGUCCGAACACACUGCAGAGGGAGUGCAGCUAUGGGGAACGCGCAGGAGAAACCCCCAGGCAGUGGCGGAGGGGGAGGCAGAUCGGAUCAGGCCACAGCUAACAGUGGGUCAAAAAGCCAGGGUGGAAGCCGGGUGGAGAAGCCCCAGACCCACAGAGCUCCAGAGAAGGGGGUGGCCAAUGGUCGGGAAAACAGCCCUGCAGUGGACACAAGUUACCUGGAUGCCCCUGCUGGGGCCCUUCCUCUUCACCUGGCCCGACUCAAGAAUGAAGGGAACCACCUCUUCAAACAUGGCCAGUUUGGGGACGCCUUGGAGAAGUACACACAGGCCAUUGAUGGAUGUGCUGAAGCAGGCGUCGAUAUUCCAGAAGACCUGAGUAUUCUCUACGCCAACAGAGCAGCCUGUUACCUGAAGGAUGGAAACAGUACAGACUGCAUACAGGACUGUACCAAGGCUUUGGAGCUGCAGCCCUACUCCUUGAAGCCCCUGCUACGCAGAGCUAUGGCCUAUGAGUCACUGGAACGCUACAGAAAGGCCUACGUGGAUUACAAGACCGUUCUGCAGAUAGACAACGGAGUGCAGGCAGCUCACGACAGCGUCCACAGGAUCACCAAGAUGCUUAUUGAGCAGGACGGACCUGCGUGGAGAGAGAAGCUUCCUGAAAUUCCCAUUGUCCCCCUGUCAGUCCAGCAGCAACACAGAGAGAAACCGGUCAGCGCCGAAGUGGCUCGAGCCCGAGCUGCCAGAGCUGCACAGGAGGAAGCCAGAAGAAAAGAGACCCGCUUCACUUUACUGAAACGGGAAGGCAACGACCUGGUCAAGCAAGGCCGCUUCCAGGAGGCUCUGCAUAAGUACAGCGAAUGUCUCAGCCUGAAACCUGACGAGUGUGCGCUCUACACGAACAGAGCCAUUUGCCUCCUGAAACUGAAUCGUUUUGAGGAGGCCAAACAGGACUGUGACUCUGCAUUGCAGCUGGAGCCAAGCAACAAGAAAGCCUUCUACAGACGAGCCCUGGCUUAUAAGGGUUUACAGGACUACCUGUCGGCCAGCAGCGACCUCCAGGAAGUCCUCCAGCUGGACCCCAACGUCCGCGAGGCCGAGCAGGAGCUUGAGGUGGUGACGGGUUUGCUGAGGCAGAGCCUGAUGGACAGCAGUGCACACACACCUCGGGUUUGAUGUUUGUCUGUGGACCUCUAUGGAGGCAGAGGAAUGAAACAGGUGUGGAUACAUACUGUACCGUCGCACAUGCGGAGGAAACAAACUUUUAAAGCCUUCAGCUCUGAUAAGUGAGGCUUGUAAAAAUGGAAAUGAUUGGCAUUAACUCCGGGGCUCCUCAGACAACCAGCUCUCUUUCAGCUCUACACCGCAACCCCUGAGUACACGACCUUACGUAACAGGCAGCUUUAUUGAAAAAGGCUAAUGUCAAUGUACUCGUGACCUGCUUGCACAAGAAAUCAUUCACAUCAUGGUGUAAUGUCAUGUCUGUACAGAUUUGCGUAACAGACUGAAGAGCGCCGGGAAAGCAAAAGUGUAUUAUGUGUGCCUUAUCAAGAUUUCUACCACCUUUAUGGUGAAAUGCGCCAAGAUUCAAUGUUUUAUUUUAAUUUGUUGGGGUUGUGUUUGGCCACAAAAAGGUUCACCGAGCUUGUGAGGAAAGCACCGAGAUAAACUGAUUCAACUCAACUGUAUUGUAUGGAGACAGAAGGAGUUUGCAGUACAUAUUCUCUAUGUAUUCUAGAGUUUCAUCCCUUCCAGCUUUUCAAGAUGUUUGUCAUUGUUUACAUGUAUUUUCAUUACAGCUGCUGCUAAAAAAAAAAAAAAAAAGAUAAGCCAAUGACUUAAUGUAAAACAUCCUACAGCUUCUCCAAAGUGAGGCGUUAUGACUUACUUAAGUUAAGAUGCUAAAACAAUGAUUUACCACAGCUGGAACAUGACGAACAACAGCUCAGUUUAAGUCGUGUUAAUUAUUGUCACUUCAUCGGUUCAGUAAAAAUCCAGCUGCUGAAGUUACAGAAUACUUAAUCUUGUACUGUAAGACUUACUGUGGGUCUCAGGUUCUUGAAUGUAACCACGAUGACUGUGUGUGUGGAUCUUUAUUUGAUUAAGUGUACAGAAUUUACGUUUGAAAAUUCUCUUAUCAAAAUACCAGGAUUUUUAUUUUUAUUUUUUUUUUUUGAAUGUGACCUUAACUGGCAAUCCUUCCAGCUGCAACAGGGAGCAAGGGAAGGAAGACCGUUUUCACCCUUUUUAUUUGCUUUGCUCAAAGAGCCCCUCGCAGCCUCCAUUCAACAGAGAUCAGAUAGGCUUUGCAUUAAACAUACUGUCAGAAUACAAAAAAUGUGGGGGUGACAGGACCCCAAUCCAUCUAGCAUUGAGCCAUGUUGCCAUUCAACAGGUUGACGUCGUUUAACAAAAAUUAUUUUGGAAGCUACAAGUCACAAACUCUCAACCCGUUCUCAUGGUCAAAGACAACAUGAAAGGUUGAACAAACGCCACAUUAUUUGGCAGACUAUUAAAAGUCCAGAUAAGCAUUGUGAACUUAGGUUAAAUAAGGUCAACAAGCUUCCCACCUUUUUAAAGCCCUGCAGCUACACCUGAUCCAUUCACACAGGUGUUUCCACUUUGCUUACCUGAUUUGAGACCCCUCAGGUCCAUAUGGAUGUGCACACAGCUUGAUUUAUAGCUAUGUGUUAAUCAUCAUUUUUCAACAUUUGCUGUUUCCAGCUUCUUCGUUGUAAUAAUUUGAUGCUUUUCUUUGCUGUUUCUCGUAGUAAAUGAAGUCUGUUUCACUUUAAAGAUGAAACAAUUGAAAAUGAUUGACACAAUGAUUGAUAUAGUGAAGUGCAGCCCCCACUUUUCACACAAAUUGGACCUUUGUCCAUGUUAAUCCUUCAGUAGAGCGGCUGUCUAAUUGAGGAAAGUAACUGAACACACCUGUGCAGUGUCCACGAUGCCACCGCCGCCUCCACCUCCUCCUCCCUCCUCACUGAUGUACAGAAACAUGGCACUGCUUCCCUCUUUUGGUGAAGCAGGCGGAGAGGAUGAUAGCAGGCGGUGGGUGAAGGCUGUUUGGUUAUU